Molecule: messenger RNA, 186 nt
Organism: Cinara cedri
Lineage: Eukaryota; Metazoa; Arthropoda; Insecta; Hemiptera; Aphididae
Source: the annotation of a GenBank genome assembly
AUGUCCGUCGUCAGGAUCUUUUUUGCGGCCCAGCAGACAUUCCACGCCGAGACGAUCAGGCAUGACCAACUCAUGGAUGGCCGCAUUUGCUCAUGGCAUUCAGUGGAGGAUAUCGUGUGCCACAAGGAGCAAGAUGAGAGAAUCAAAAAGGCCAAGGCGAAGGCCAACCGACGGGCUGCCGUAUAA